AUGUCUCAAAAGCAGAUGAAGGAAGCUUUUGUUAGUAACCUCAAUGGAUGCAGCGUGCUGGAAUUUACCCAGGGCUUCUGCUUCCCUGCGCUCUGCAUCCUGUGCAGAGGACUCCUGAUCGUUCUUUCACAGCACUUGUGGUCUUCACACACCCGGAGAACUCGAUUCUUCAUUGACUUUGUUUUCCUGAUAGUUCCCCUGAUGACCACUCUGACCAUUUUGUCUUCCUUUCAAUACCUUGAGUACCUCACUGCAAUUCUCUUUGGGGCAGGGCUAUUCUAUCAAAUAUAUUGCCGGAGAACUUGCUAUGCCAAAAUGCCUGGCCAGAAAAUCCUUGAAAAAUUCUUAAAAAUUAGUUUAGAAUCAGAAUACAUUCCAGCCAUCUCCUGUUUCCGUGUAAUUACCAGUGCGUAUACAGCUGUUGCCAUUUUGGCUGUGGACUUCCCACUUUUCCCCCGAAGAUAUGCCAAAACUGAGCUCUAUGGGACCGGAGGAAUGGAUUAUGGAGCAGGAGGCUUUGUUUUUGGAAUGGCUAUGGUUUGUCCAGAGAUUAGGAGAAAAUGUAUGGAAGGGUCCAGAUGUGAUCGUUUCACAAAGUCAUUGUACUCUAUUUGGCCAUUGGUCCUUCUAGGAGCAGGACGAUUAAUCAUCAUAAAAUCCAUAGACUAUCAGGAACAUAUAACUGAGUAUGGAGUUCACUGGAACUUUUUCUUUACCUUAAUAGUUGUGAAAUUGGUAACAUCGCUGCUUUUGAUGUUUUUCCCCCCCAAUAAGUCCUGGAUUGUGGCCAUUGGCACUACUGUAUUAUACCAGCUAGCCCUUGACUUGACCCCAUUGAAAAGGUUGAUUUUGUACGGCACUGAUGGCAGUGGUACAAGGGUUGGUUUAUUAAAUGCCAACCGAGAAGGAAUAAUGUCUACCUUGGGGUAUGUGGCAAUAUACAUGGCUGGUGUGCAAACAGGGUCAUAUGUGCUUAAAAAAAGGUCACAUAUCAAAGAUUGGAUUAAAGUAGCAUAUGGUAUUCUACUGUUAGCUAUUAGCCUCUUUGUAUCUCUUUACGUAGUUCAGGUAUAUGUAGAAGCAGUAUCUAGAAGAAUAGCCAAUUUAGCCUUUUGUAUUUGGAUAGUGGCUUCUAGCUUGAUCUUACUGAGUUGCUUAUUACUAGGUGAUAUAAUUUUGAGUUUUGCAAAAUUUCUAAUUCAAGGGGCUCUGGUACCAUGUUCUUGGAAACUUGUCCAGUCUCCUGCUACAAGUAAAAAGCGUUCAGAAUCUCUAAUGUCUCAAGCUGAAGGAAAGAAACCCAGUCUUUGUUUAAUCACAGCUAUCAACAGAAACCAGUUGAUUUUUUUCUUGCUCUCAAAUAUCACCACUGGCCUAAUCAACCUGUUGGUAGAUACAUUGCACAGCAGUACCCUGUGGGCCUUCUUUCUGCUCAAUCUUUAUAUGUUUACCAACUGUUUAAUUAUAUAUAUGCUACACUUGCAAGAUAAGACUAUAAAAUUUUGGUGA
This is a messenger RNA of Pipistrellus nathusii (Nathusius's pipistrelle), 1509 nucleotides long. NCBI's taxonomy places the organism in Eukaryota, Metazoa, Chordata, Mammalia, Chiroptera, Vespertilionidae. The record is from the annotation of a GenBank genome assembly.